Molecule: messenger RNA, 4434 nt
Organism: Formica exsecta
Lineage: Eukaryota; Metazoa; Arthropoda; Insecta; Hymenoptera; Formicidae
Gene: Upf2
Product: regulator of nonsense transcripts 2
Exons: 2
Coding region: 364-3834 (1156 amino acids)
Biological process (GO): nuclear-transcribed mRNA catabolic process, nonsense-mediated decay
Cellular component (GO): exon-exon junction complex; cytoplasm
Molecular function (GO): protein binding; RNA binding
Source: RefSeq, a predicted model, not a curated record
AUCGCGAAAUGCAAUUCUCGAAAUAUCGAUAUACUCGAAGCAGCGAAUUGAUUACACAGUAUUUAUUAGAUCUUAGGUCUAUUCAUGGUCUGUUCCUCUUAUUGUUAAUUGCACUUUGAGGUUACCAAUUUUAUCUUGCUGUAUGCGAGAAAUAUUAUCAUCACGUGGUGUUACGUAUGUACAUACGAACAAGGAACCAUAAGAAACAUUGGCUUUUAUACUCAUUUAUAAAUUGUAAAGUCAAUGGAGGAAACUGUCGUCUGCCAUAUAGACAUAACCUUGUCGAGUCCUAAGACACGAUAGUAAACAGUAAACAAGUGGAAUAAAUUCGCCACCCGGUCGUUUCAAGUAGAAUAUUUCAUAAUGUCCGAAAACACAAGCGAAGCAGCAACAGCCGAAAAAGAAGCUACUAGUGAAGAAGAUGCUGUCUCGGAAGAGGAUAGACAAUACUUGGCAGAGUAUGUGCGGGAAACAGAACAAAGACUUGCAACAAAGGAAGAGAUUCGCGCAUCUAAUCUAAAUCCUACAAGACCUUUGGAUACAUCAUUCAGUAAACUUGACUCGAGUCUUAAGAGAAACACCACAUUUGUCAAGAAAUUGAAGAACUUUAGCAUGACUCAACUCGAUACUGUUUUAAAAGACAUGGCAAAUUUAAACUUGACCAAAUAUGUGAGCGAGGUUGCUACCGCUUUAGUGGAUGCCAAAUUAAAGAUGACCGACGUUGCACCAGCCAUUAGAGUAUGCAGUUUUCUUCAUCAGACAUAUGCUGAGUUUUCCACUCAUUUUUUCGAAAACUGGCAAAGGAUAUUGUCAUUAAAGAUUAAUGAUAAAAUCUCGAAUCCCAGCAAGUUGAGGGUAGAUCUUCGAUUCUAUGCAGAACUGGUAAAUGCUGGGAUAUUCACACACAAGCAGGGUUUGUCACUGCUAGGCUCAGUACUGACAGUGUUGAUCAAUAUGGAUAAGGAGGAGCAUAAUAAUGCCAGCAUAAUAUUGAGCUUCUGCCGACACUGUGGUGAGGAUUAUGCUGGUCUUGUACCAAAGAAGGUACGAGAACUAUCCGAGAAACUAAAUGUUCCGAUUCCAAAGAGCAAACUUUUGUCGCCAGACAAGCAACAGAACGUUAAAUUGUUACUACGGGACUAUUACAACUCUUUAUGCAAGCAUUUGUUGAAGGAACACAAGGAAUUGCAGGCGUUUGAAAAGCAGAAUCGCAAAAUAUUGCAGACUAGAGGUGAACUGAGUUUAGAGAGAAAGGAAAAAUUAGAGGCUCUCCAAGUCUCUUAUGAACGUUUGUUAACUAGUGUACAGAGCUUUUCUGAUACGCUGGAUGAGCCGAUGCUCGAACUUCCGGUGGACAAUGAGAUGAAGACCGAAUCAGAAGAAACGUUAAAGAUGAUUAAUGAGGGAGAAGAUAAUACUAUCUUGGAAGAUAUGUGGGGUGAUGAGGAAACGAGACGUUUCUAUGAAGUAUUACCAGACUUGACGGUUUUUCUGCCAGGUUCGUAUUUGAAGGAGACGCCGAAAGAAGCAUCAAAGACAGAUGUAUCGAUAACGGAGGAUGCUCUUGACGAAGAGAUAGUCUUUGAUGAGUUAGAGGAAGCUGAGAAAAUCGAGGAGCCACCGGAACCAGAAGUGGAGGAACCGCAAGUGUCCAAUACGAGCAAUAAGAUAUUAUUAGAUGCUUUCUUGACGCAUCUGCCGAACUGCGUCAAUCGGGAGAUGAUCGACAACGCUGCUGUGAACUUUCUGAUGAACCUUAACACGAAACACAACAAGAAAAAACUAGUAAAGGCUCUUUUUGGUGUUUCUAGGAUUCGUCAAGAUCUGCUACCCUUCUACUCUCGCUUGGCAGCCAUUCUCCAUCCGGUAAUGCCAGAAAUCGGCAACGAUCUAUGCCAAAUGCUAAAGCAAGAUUUCAAGUACCACGUCCAUAAGAAGGAUCAGAUCAACAUCGAGUCGAAGAUCAAGGUGGUCCGCUACAUUGGCGAGCUCGUCAAAUUUAAGCUCUAUUCGAAGAUAGAAGCACUCUACUGCUUGAAGGUAUUGUUGCACGAUUUUACGCAUCAUCACAUCGAGAUGGUCUGCAAUCUGUUGGAGAUCUGCGGUCGAUAUCUCUUCUGCUCGCCGGACUCUCAUCAGAGAACCAAAGUCUACCUGGAACAGAUGAUGCGUAAAAAAGCAGUUACUGCACUUGACUCACGCUAUGUCACGAUUAUCGAAAAUGCAUAUUAUUUCGUGAAUCCACCCGAGUCGACUGGCGGCGUCGCAAAGAAAGAUAGACCGCCUGUGCACGAAUUCAUCAGGAAAUUGCUAUAUCAGGAUUUAUCCAAGACGAAUACGGAUAAGGUGCUCAAAUGGAUGCGUAAACUUGACUGGGAAGAUGAGAACAUAUCGACAUAUGCCGUAAAAUGCCUGACUGCCGCUUACAAUGUUAAGUAUCCCAAUAUUCGUUGCGUGGGCAGUUUGUUGGCCGGCUUAGUGGCCCAUUAUGAGACCAUAGGGCCUCAGGUAGUCGAUGGUGUACUUGAGGAUAUACGACUGUGUAUGGAAAUAAACUUGCCUAAAUAUAACCAACGACGCAUUGCUAUGGUCAAAUACUUGGGCGAACUGUACAAUUACCGAAUGGUAGAAAGUGGCGACAUUUUCCGUACUUUAUAUUUACUGAUCACCUUUGGCGUCAGCGUGGACCACUCGUCACCGAGCAUACUUGAUCCAUCCGAUCAUCUGUUUCGCAUUCGUUUGGUAUGUACGUUAUUAGAGACUUGUGGCCAAUAUUUCAGCGGUGGCUCCAGCAAGAAGAAGCUUGAUUAUUUUCUGGUAUUUUUCCAAAAUUACUUCUGGUUCAAGUAUACAGAUCCCGUCUGGACGCCCGAAAAUCCAUUCCCCGUCGGGAUAGACUACAUGUAUCGCGAUACAUUAACGAUGCUACGGCCCAAAAUGCAAUUGUUCCAAAAUUAUAAAGAGGCGCAAUGUGCCAUAGAAGAAUUGCGAAACUCUUUAUACCCAAGUUUGGGUAAUCCUCCCGUUGAUGACAUCCCUGCGGAAGGCGAGAAUGACAUGAGCGUUAUCAUGGAAGGUGAUGAAGAAGCAACAGCGAUCGGAAACGGUAGCGGGGACGCGAAAGGUAUGGCCGAGCUGCACUUUGAAGAGUCCGAGGAUUGUUCGGAGGCGCAGUCGGAAGAGGAAUGGACGGCUGACGCGGAGCGGGACGAUGCUAUGGGCACCCAAGAGAACACUCAGGGUGAUCGGUCUCAGAGUCUGUCGGCAGAGGGUGGUACCGAAGGCGUAAUUAUGGACGUGACGGAAGAACUGAAUGCAGCUUUGCCAGCUGGACCGCGACGCGUGAGUUGUCCGGAGGACGAUGACUUUCUGUCCGCGCUGGAUAAAAUGGUAUCGGAUAAUAUACAAGAUAGAAUGCGAGAUUCGGUAAAACCGCAACAGGUCGAUAUCUCUGUGCCGUUGCAUGUAAAGAGCACAAAGAAAACAUACGAGCAGCUACAGGAAAGACCAACUGACAACAACACAGUGGAUUUUGUGCUAAUGUUGAGAAAGGGUAAUAAGCAACAAUACAAGAAUCUGGCGGUUCCAGUAUCAUCAGAGUUGGCCAUGAAUCUUAGGAAUCGCGAACAAGAACAGAAAGAAGAGAAGGAGCGCGUGAAAAGACUGACCUUGAACAUUACCGAGAGACAAGAGGAGGAAGACUACCAGGAGACUAUGAAUCAAAGCACCAGACCGGUCACCGUGAACCUGAAUAGAGAACGACGACAAAAGUAUAAUCAUCCUAAAGGAGCCCCCGAUGCCGAUCUAAUUUUCGGACCGAAGAAAAUUCGAUAAAAUCGAUUAAAAACUCUUAAAUUCGAAGCCGAAUUUUUGAAAAAUUCUCUCUAAGGAUUGAAAAAUAGACAGUACAUCUAUGAAAUGAUUACUUUACAAUUCGAACCUGUUUAAUUAUAGUUAGUGUUAUCAUUUUUUUUACUAUAGUACGUCAGAAUUUCUUCGAGAAUGAAUGUUGUAGUGUACCGAAUGAGUCAGAAUUUUGAUUCGAAUGUAUUAUAUGUAUAAAUAACGCGUAGUGCAUUUAAACGAAAAGAAUCAUAAACCACUGGUACAGUAAGCACUCAUUAAGUUAGCUAACUAACUUAUAAUAUACAAAUAUAUAAAAUUUAUUCUCCUGGCUGAAAUACAUGUAUAAAAAAAAAAUCAAUAUGGACUGUUACAACACACUGCCGAUUUUCGAUUACAAACAUAGAGUUUACUGUACCAUGUAAAUGCACUUUUAAUGCAACGAGGUGUACGUUGAUAAGUAUCAUUAAUCAUAUAACUUGCUGUGACGCGAAAAUAUUAUUAGACAUUUUUAUAAACUUAUAAUUCAUCGUUAUUUUAUGUCUAUCAACGAAAGCUAUGUUGUGAUAGAAUAUACGAUCAAUUUAUAUA